AUGGAUGCAGGCUCGUCUUCCGACGUCGAGUCCAUCAUGUCCAAAGCAAGAGAUGGCUCCAGCCCCGCGAGCUCCCCGCCGCCAGCACGCUCGCCACAGGUCAACCCCGAGAUGAUAAACGACGAUGAACUCGAAAAGGAAGAGGACAAGGCCCGCAUUGCCAAUAACCGAGCAGAAGAAAAGCGCCGUCAGGCUGUUGCCCGUAAGCGUAGAACGAAAAAGGCACAGACCAAGGCGGAGCGUGAAGCCCAGGCUAGACAGCUCGACGAGCUCCUUAUGAAGAGUGCGGCGUUCAGCGACAUCUUGACCAAAAAAACGCAAGUCCUUGGACGAGUGGGAAGUAGCCUGGACGGUCAAACCCUUGGGGAACAUGACCUGCAGAUGGCCAAGCAACCAAAGUGCCUGGUUGGUGGUACCAUGCGUGACUACCAAUUAGAGGGCCUUACUUGGAUGUAUGAGAUUUGUUCGCAGGGCAUGAGCGGAAUUCUUGCAGACGAAAUGGGACUGGGCAAAACCAUCCAGACAAUAGCCCUCAUUGCUUUGCUUCGAGAGCAAGAAAACUAUCUUGGGCCCCAUCUCAUCGUUGCGCCUUUAAGCACGCUAUCAAAUUGGAUGGAUGAAUUUGGGAAUUGGACGCCAUCUAUCCCGGUGAUAAUGUAUCACGGGACACGCGAGCAGCGCCAGCAAAUCUUUUCCAGCAAAAUGAUGAAGCAUCUGCACGCCGGUCGCCCCACGGACAAGUUCCCGGUCGAUGAAGGACACCGUAUGAAGAAUUCCGAGGCCAAGCUUUUUCAAGAGCUUCGGCAAUUUACUUCUGCUACCCGUCUGCUUAUUACCGGCACGCCUUUACAAAACAACCUCAAAGAGUUGUGGUCUCUGCUACACUUUUUGCUACCCAACAUUUUCACAGACUGGGAAUCCUUUGAAUCUUGGUUCGACUUUUCGGGGCUCGAAGAUGAAGAGGGGACCCAGGAGUUUAUACAGGAUCAGAUGAAGCAAGACUUGGUCAAAAAGAUGCAUCUGAUUCUACAGCCGCUGCUGCUCCGUCGGAUCAAACAAGACGUCGCUGCAUACCUCCCUCGGAAGCGCGAAUACGUGCUCUUUGCGCCAAUGACCAAGGAGCAGACGGAUCUGUACAAUGUUUUCAGCAACAAGAAUAUUGACACCCGUGAAUUUCUUCAGAACAAGGUGGAAAAGCAAAUCAUGUCGGCGAGACUAGCAUCGGAGAACCUCAAGGUCGACAGAAAGCAAAAGAAGAUUUCACUUCCGGUUCGGGAAAGUCCGAGAGGCAAACAACCACAAGACAAGACAACAGCAUCGCCGGCCAAUGCCUUUACUAGAAUGAUGGGCAAGUCUACUCGCGCAAAGUCUGUACAGCCAAAAGGAGAAGCCACUCCCCCCCCCGUAAAGAGCGGCUUCAAGCGAAAAGGCCAGACACCGACAGAACCUGAGCCAAAGAGUGCAAGGUCCAGCCGCGGGUCUACACCGGCAUCCACACGUGGCCGUCCCAGAAAGUCACAAGCAUACAAAGAUGAUUCAGAAGACGAUGACGAUCUUUCAGACGCAGAAUUUGAAGCCAAACUCGUUCAAGAGAUGGGAAGUGCCAAAGAUUCCGCCCCAGAAGAAGAUUCGAGAUCAGCCGAGGAUAUUGAGCUCGCCCAGAACCUCGAGCUAGCCAAAAAGCAAAUCGCCGCCAAGAAGUUGGGAAAUACCCUUGCUCAGCAUCGCCUCGUGUGCAAUUCACCACACAAUUUCUACAAUCCCUGGGCCAUAGCCACCGAGACACCCGUCGACGAGUCCAUCGUCACCGCCUCUGGCAAGAUGCUGCUUCUCGAUCGGCUGCUGCACCACUUAUUUGCGCUCGACCACAAGGUGCUCAUCUUUUCGCAAUUCGCGAUGCAGCUCGACAUUCUCGAGGACUACUGCCGCGAGCUGCGCGGCUGGAACGUCUGCCGCAUCGACGGCGGCGUGUCGCAGCAGUCGCGUCGCGAGCAAAUACACAGGUUCAACACGGACCCAGACCAUCGCGUCUUCCUGCUAUCCACCCGCGCCGGCGGCCAGGGCAUCAACCUGGCCAGCGCCGACACCGUCAUCCUGUUUGACUCGGAUUUCAACCCCCAGCAGGACCUGCAGGCGCAGGACCGCUGCCACCGCAUCGGCCAGCAGCGGCCCGUCAUCGUCUACCGCCUCGCCACGCGCGGUACCGUCGAGGAGCAGCUGCUGCUCGCGGCGGACGCCAAGCGGCGUCUGGAGAAGCUCGUCAUUCGCAAGGGCGGCUUCAAGACCAUGGGCCAGAAAAUGGGGGACAGCGGCGCCGCCGCCGACGGCGACGGCGACGCGGCGGCUCAGGUGGACGCCAAGACGCUCGAGCAGCUGCUGCUCAAAGACGGACAAGUCUUUGAAACGACGGGCGGCGACGACAUCCUGAGCGAGGCGGACCUGCGCGUGUUGUGCGACCGCAGCGACGCGGCGUAUGAAAAGGCGGCUAGUGGAGAGACGGCCGACGCAGAGGGCUACUGCGUCGUGGAAACGGGCGCGGACUCGAUCAAGAUGAAUUUUAAGGGUGGAAAGUAA
Molecule: messenger RNA, 2574 nt
Organism: Beauveria bassiana ARSEF 2860
Lineage: Eukaryota; Fungi; Ascomycota; Sordariomycetes; Hypocreales; Cordycipitaceae
Product: SNF2 family DNA-dependent ATPase
Exons: 4
Coding region: 1-2574 (857 amino acids)
Cellular component (GO): nucleus
Molecular function (GO): DNA binding; ATP binding; ATP-dependent chromatin remodeler activity
Source: RefSeq, a predicted model, not a curated record